UAAUUUAAGUGAAUUGACAGGAAAGAUAUUAGCUUUAAGAAAAAUAUUUCACAAAGAAUUACAAUUUUCUUCUUACUGGGCAAUUCCGGUUUAAGAAUUUUUUAGCAAUAUGGUUCAAGAGCUAAACAAUGGAUUUAGGCGGCUGUUUGGGUCGCGGCUUCUCGGUUGUCGGCACGAUUUGCGACUCCGGAGGAGAGGGAGGAGUUGGUUUUAUGUUGGAUUGGUUAAGAAUAUGAUUGCGCAAUGGGAAAAUAGGCGGAGCUAGACGAGAAAUCUAUACAAAGAUAUGGUGCAUAUUAAAAAUGCACCAGAAUUUUUUAGCAAACAAUGGAAAUGUAUAGUACUGCCUGUAAAGAAGCACUCACAGCAAAAACAAGGGAAAGAGAACUCCAGCUGUGGAAAAUGGAAGAAGAAUGGAGAUUUGAAGAGGCACGGCUUGCCGAGGAAGCUGCGUUAACGAUAGCCGAACAUGAGAAAGCUAAGUCGAAAGCAGCGAUGGAAGCGACCGAAUCGGCUCGGAGAAUUGCGGAACUUGAAUCACAGAAAAGAGUGAAAGCUGAGAUGAAAGCGCUCAAGGAACAAGCGGAAAAGACCAAGGCACUUGAUGCACUAGCACAAACAAAUUUCAAGUACAGGAAGUGCACGAUAAACUCCAAUAACCGUUCUUUGAUCGUUCAUGGUGUAAAUCACCGUCAUCAUUAUGAUCAUCGUUGUCCUGUGAUCGAAGCCCAACCUUCCCCUCGUCGUGAAGCUUCACCGUUGGCUGUGGAGGACAAACCAUGA
Molecule: messenger RNA, 783 nt
Organism: Hibiscus syriacus
Lineage: Eukaryota; Viridiplantae; Streptophyta; Magnoliopsida; Malvales; Malvaceae
Exons: 3
Coding region: 328-783 (151 amino acids)
Source: RefSeq, a predicted model, not a curated record